AUGAAGCAAACCCAAGUGCUUGUUCGCCGUGCUGUUGGUAUUCGUCGGGCGUCCACCGCACAUGUGCGCCCCAACUGGCUGGAGGAGGGGUGCGGCGACGUCCCUGUGCACCCGCAGGCUCAGGAUACGGAGAUUAGCGAGAUGCUCCGCGGUGGACAUGCCUUGCAGAUCGCUAGUGGCAAGCUGCUCGAUGCCAAGGUGGCGGACUUCCACGUGAUCAAGACUUACUCCGCUGCACACCUUGAGAAGCUUAAGGAGCUGCGCGAUAACGAAGAGAAAGCGGUGCAGCGUAUUGAAGAUACUGUACGUACGAAGGACCUGAGAUUCCGUCCGAGUCUGAUGGUCCCAGCGGUCGAGCUCUGCAGUUUUGUCGUCGGCUGCGGACUGAGCCCAUUGGGGGACACGAUCAGCACGUCGUACGUGACGGGCGUCAAGAUGGCAGUGAGCGAUUACUACAACGACCAGAUUCGCGAAAUCUACGCCAGCAAACCCAACAUGGUCGAGCUCAAAGAGGUACGUAGCAUGUAG
Phytophthora infestans T30-4 is the source of this 528-nucleotide messenger RNA. RefSeq lists its product as uncharacterized. NCBI's taxonomy places the organism in Eukaryota, Oomycota, Peronosporomycetes, Peronosporales, Peronosporaceae. The transcript has 4 exons. Bases 1 to 528 code for a protein of 175 amino acids. The record is from RefSeq and is a predicted model, not a curated record.